ACACGAUGGGAAUAAAGUUGUAUUAUCACAAAACUAAAAUUGUCCAAGAUGAUUGCAGAAGGGAAUUGAACGGGAAGGCUUCCUUCAUCAUGUGACACAAAGAGUCCUGACUCCUUAUUGGUUCUGAUCUGCUUCAUAUUGAACUCUGUGUGAAGUUCACGGGAAGGUUGGACUCUGGUUAUUUGUGGCACUGAUCUCACAAUGCGGGCCUUUUUUCCUUUGUUUGUUCUGGCAACUCCAGAGAUUUGCCAUCAUGUGCUCUAACGAAUCAAGCGGGAGCAAUUAAUGGUGAAUAUGGAAGGAAGGGAAGGGAAUAUGAGUAAUUAGCAGCCCAAACACAGGAUUAACUGUCAUCUUCCCCUGGGGGGCCAGACCCAAAUAUCAAUAAUGAAGCCCCCAAAAGACAAACGUUGUUGUUAUUUUUCUACAGUUGCGCAAUUUCCUAGCCCAAUUCGGCAAAAACAGACGCUGAUGAAGUGAAACCAUCCGAGAAGAAACGUUCCAUCAUUUUUCUCCCCCCUCAAAGAUGAAACGGUUGAAAUAAAGUAGUUGAUGAAGGCAGGACAAGAUGGAGUCCGUCUUUGUCCAAUCUUUUGGUGAUGAAUGUGCAGCUGAAAAUCUCGCUGACGCGGCUUAAAAGUGACCCGCCGUGCUCGGCAUUUUCAUUUCACCUUCCUCGCCAGCAGACAAGCACCUUGGCCGCCCGGGAUGGCGCUAAAAACGUAGCUAAAAUAUGAUUGUCAAACCAGAUAACAAAGGCAACGCAUGCACCAUGUCCGAGUACAACCGUCUGAAGAGCCUGCUGCUGGACAUGACGGCCCCGCCCGGGAACAGCAGCCAGCCGACCCAGCAGGGGGACAUGGAGGCCAGGAGGGUGCUGGUGGACACCAUGUUCAAGUACCUGGACGUCAACCGGGACGCACGACUGGUUGGGGAGGAGCUGGAGAAGAUCUCCAUGAAGGAGCGCCUGGAUGAAGGUGUGCUGCGGUGCGCCAUGCGGGACCUGCUGCGCUACGACGACUACAACAACGACGGACACCUCAGCCUGCACGAGUUCUACACCGCUUUCCAGGUUGUCCGGCUGAGCCUGGCGGAGGACCAGCGAGUCAGCGUCUCCACGGUGACGGUGGGCCUCAGCGCCGUCCUCACCUGCGCCAUCCAGGGCACCCUGCGGCCGCCCGUCAUCUGGAAGAGGAACGGCAUCGUGCUCAACUUCCUGGACCUGGAAGACAUCAAUGACUUUGGGGACGAUGGCUCGCUCUACAUCACCAAGGUGACGACCAUCCACAUGGGGAACUACAGUUGCCACGCCUACGGAUACGAGGACCUCUUCCAGACGCACGUGCUGCAGGUCAAUGUCCCUCCGGUGAUCCUGGUCUACCCAGAGACGCAGGCCCAGGAGCCCGGUGUGUCUGCCAGUCUGCACUGCCACGCCGACGGCAUCCCGGAUCCCAAGCUGCAGUGGCUGAAGAACGGCGUGGAGCUUCAGCCGCGCUCGUCCAAGCAGCUUUCGCUCAUAGCAAACGGCAGCGAGCUCUUCAUCGGCAGCGUCCGCUACGAGGACACGGGCGCCUACACCUGCAUCGCCAAGAACGAGGUGGGCGUGGACGAGGACAUCUCCUCCCUCUUCGUGGAGGACUCGGCCAAGAAGACGCUUGCCAACAUUCUAUGGAGAGAGGAAGGUUUGAGCGUGGGCAACAUGUUCUACGUGUUCUCGGACGAGGGCGUCACGGCGCUGCAGCCCGGCCAGUGUGAGAUCCACCGACAGAUGAAGAGGACGGAGAGGAUCGCGGCGACAUACGAGGAGAUGUGCCCUAAAGGUGAGGGUCCGGCCCCCCAGCGCUGCGUGUGGUCGUCGGCGGUGAACGUGCGGGACAAGUACAUCUACGUGACCCAGCCCCUCCAGAGCCGCCUCCUGGUGGUGGACGUCCAGGCGCAGCGGGUGGUGCAGGCCAUCGCCACGGACCCCUUUCCAGUCAAGCUGCUCUACGACAAGUCACAUGACCAGGUGUGGGCGCUGACGUGGGGCGACAUGGACAGGACCCGCCCCACCCUGCAGGUGAUUCCUCAAGCCAGCGUGGGAGAAGUCCAUCACGCCAUGCGGACCACCUUCCAGCGAGUCAGCGACUUCUUCAUUCCGCCAACCAACCUCAUCAUCACUCACGUGAGGUUCGCCUUCGUCUUCCUGAAAGAUGAACCGGCCGUCCACAAGGUGGACCUGGAGACCUUCCACCGCGUCAAGACCAUAAGCUUGAAGAACUACAGCUGCGUCCCGACCAGCAUGGCCUACACGCACCUGAGCGGCGUCUACUUCGUCCAGUGCCAGACCAGAGGGCGGCGACGGGCUCCGCCCCUGCUCCUCAUCGACAGCGUGACGGACGCGGUCAUCGGGCCCAACGUCGCCGGCGUCGGCGCCUUUGUGUCGCCGGACGGCCGCCACAUCGUGACGCCCGACCCCGGCAGCGCCAAGCUGAGAGUACAGACGGUGUCUUUCCAAGGAGAGAUGAGCCUGACACAGGAAGUGGACGACCCGGUCGCCGUCUCGGACUUGGUUUUCCAGCCGUCCUUCGCCGAGUCCAACAGGUACGUGGCGGUGGCCUCCUCGGACUCCACCACAGACCUGCUGUUCGCCGACCUGUCCUCGGGUCGCACUGAGGUUCUCCGGGGCCUCAAGGAGCCCCUCGGCCCUCCUGCCUGGCCCUGGGGGGGCCCCUACCGAGUGGUGGUCUCCAGCGGCUUGUUCGGACAGUACCUCCUGACGCCGUCGGCCGAGUCGCUCUUUAUCCUGAACGGCGAACAAAGAACGCCGCACUGCGAGGUGUCAGACAUCAAGAGAGGGAACACGGUGGUCUGGGUGGGCGAGGUAUGAGUCCGGAAAGAAAAAAGGUCCGAGUAGUUGGGAUUGUUCUCCAGAUGGAUGUGAUUGUGGACUCAAACGAGGAGCGUAACAAGUUUGGUUUAUGUAUUAGAAAAAAGAAUGGAAUCAAUAUAAGAGCCCUUGUUGUGAUGUUCCUGCUGGGAGAACGCGUCAAUGGCGUCCAGUGCAACCAUUAUUAUUGCACUUCCUUCCAUCCUGUCACAGCAAGUAGGUACCUGGUUGCCCCCUGGUUGCCCCGGGUUACCAAACAGCAAACUAUGCACAAUGCUCACUUUUUUAGAUGAAAAAAGCUUUCCGAUUGUUUUGUUGGUCGUCUUCACUCGUGCUGCGUACGAUAGCCACCUCGUGUCCACCGUCUGUCCUGUCUGUGUCGUAUCCACAUGCCCUGAUAGCUUUCAUGCCCCCCCCAAAAGAGCCCGACUGGCCCGGUCUUUGUUCGGUCACAGAAGAAAACUAACCAGCAAACGGCAACAUCUUGUCUUUCGCCGUGUCAUCACGCCGCCUCACCCAAAGUGGACGCUACCAUCGCUCCACCGGGGGUGUCCAAAGGCCGGUCUGCAGGGCCACAAAACCCACAAAAAUCUAACAAGAAAAAGUUGUCAUUUUUCAAGGAUCUUUAUGAGUUGUAUAAAGUUGAAAUACUGGGAUUAGUCCAGUGUGGAAGGAAUCCAGUCCUGUAGCGUUCACUGUGGGAACAGAACUGGAGGAGUCCACUGGUGUGUGGGGUUGUCCUUCCUUCCUGAUCAGUUUGUCCAUCCGGUUUAUGUCUUCUUGCUAGUGCUGCCGAUGGAUGAAGUAGCACGUUUUCAAUGUGAAGAAGCAAGAAGAAAUCUGAAAUGCUUGGAAAAUACCAAGAUCGUUUUUCACUACGUGACCCCCAAGACUUUGGACACCCCUGCACUUGGCUGUCUGACCGGCUGUGAGUAUUUGUACCACGGGUAUCCAAAGCAGGCGGAAGGUACUGCUAGCUUUCUAGUACACGUCGAUACGUGUACGAUACAUAAACGCUGUGCAUAUGUUAGCAAACAUCGCGAAAUACGCCGCACACAAAAGGCUACACAACAACCCACAAAAGACAAAAGGAGGUUAUGCUAAUGCUAAUGCUAAUGAAAUAACGCUUGCUUUUCUGAUCAUAAUAAACCACGGAUUGUCGUAGGUUGGACGAUCUCUUUCUAACUACCCAAAUAUUCCAGUCAGGAAUAAAGAAUACUCCUUUGCUAGCAACAAACCCCCAUCAAGAAAUACUCACAAUAAUUCGACUCGUACUGGCGCGAAGUACUCAUAAUCAUUCAACUCGUACUGGCUCCAAGUACUCACAAUCAUUCGACUCCUAUGGCUCCAAAUACUCGCAAUCAUUCGACUCGUACCAGCUCCAAGUACUCACAAUCAUUCGACUCAUACCUAGCUCCAAGUACUCACAAUCAUUCGACUCGUACCGGUUCCAAGUACUCACAAUCAUUCGACUCGUACCGGUUCCAAGUACUCACAAUCAUUCGACUCGUACCGGCUCCAAGUACUCAUAAUCAAUCGACUCGUACCGGUUCCAAGUACUCACAAUCAUUCGACUCGUACCGGCUCCAAGUACUCAUAAUCAAUCGACUCGUACCGGCUCCAAAUACUCGCAAUCAUUCGAGUCGUACCGGUUCCAAAUACAACAGCAGCUGUCGUUGUUUCGUUUUCCUGUGGACAAGAUGAACGAGUCAUGUGAUUUCGUAACAUCGUGGGCGGUUCACUGACAGCGAUGGUUUUUCUUCGCCCGCCGUUGACCUGCGGCGACAUCCGGCGGCCCGUUCUUGACCGAGUCGGUUUGGCUCCGGAACCCGCCUUGAGGCGUGCAUGCGACGCCUCAGAUACCUUUCGUGGUCACAGUUUAUCGUGUCUCGUCACGGUUGUCGCUUUGACCUCGCCCGCCGCGUCCGCCGACCGACCGCGUGAGCUCGCUCGCUAGUCAGCUCCCUGGCCGACAUGUGCGAACACAGUGGGUGUGGUCAGGGAAAUGUUGUAGAUAACAUUGUUCAUGUUUAGGUCACAUGACUGUACAGUUUUCGGUAUGCAUUUUGUGUCUUCUGGUUUACCAGGAAAUUGUUUUUGGUAAGAAAAAAGAUGAAUAAAAGAC
This is a messenger RNA of Doryrhamphus excisus (bluestripe pipefish), 4994 nucleotides long. Lineage: Eukaryota; Metazoa; Chordata; Actinopteri; Syngnathiformes; Syngnathidae. The record is from RefSeq and is a predicted model, not a curated record.